AUGACGCACGAAAUGCACUGUUUGAAUCAUCAGAAUAUUCAACGACAUGUAAAGGCUGCAAUAAUCAACCUUUAUAAGGCUAUUCUGCACUAUUCCGCACAGAUUUGGAAUGCCCAACAGCCGGGCAUCGGAAGAAAUCUCUCAGACUGUUUCACUACCAUUACUGGGCAUCCACUUACGGAGCUUAAGAUCUCAGUUGAAAAAGAAAGAGAUAGUCUGCGCCGGUGGAUCGAGCUUGGUGGAUACUUACACCAUGAAAAUGAGGCAGAAAAUAUCCUUCUUAAAAUCGAUGAGCUUGGCGAAUCCCUGAAGCUUCUUCUGCAACAGUCCAGCCUUAUGCAUCUACGUGUUGUAGAGGGGGCAUUAUAUAACUCUCAUAUUCAUGAGCAUGAGGACUUUUGCCUUCCAGGGACUAGAGUCGAGCUCCUUUCCCGUAUCACUGACUGGGCCAAGAGCGAUGAUAAGUUCAUAUUUUGGUUGAGUGGGAUGGCAGGGACUGGGAAGUCUACCAUUGCACGUACAGUUGCACAAGGGUUCAAAGACCAAGGACUACUUGGUGCGAGCUUUUUUUUCAAGCGGGGCGAAGCUGACCGUGGUACUGCAACAUACUUGUUCACCAGCAUCGCAGGACAGCUGGUAAAUAGACACAGGAAACUGGUGCCUGACGUUUUAAGCGCCAUCAAGGCUGAUCCGGGAAUUACAUCGAAAUUUCUGAGAGAUCAAUUUGACCAGCUUCUCUUACAGCCUCUUUUGAACCUGCAAUUAGACCAAUCUACCACAAUUGUGAUCGUUAUUGACGCCUUGGACGAAUGUGAUGGGGAUAAUGAUAUAAAGCUUAUCAUUCAUCUUUUGUUCAAAUUCCAAGAAAUCAAGUCAGUUCGCUUACGCGUGGUCUUAACGAGCAGGCCUGAACUGCCAAUUCGUAUUGGGUUCAAAGAGGAAGAGAACCACCAGGAACUCAUUCUUCACGAAAUUCCCACUCCAGUCCUCGAACACGAUAUUCGCCGAUUCCUGGAAUACAGGCUGACAGAGAUACGCAACAAACGCUCACUCUCCCCGGAUUGGCCCGGGCAUGACAAGAUUGAAAAGUUGGUGAAGAUGGCUGUCCCCCUGUUCAUUUUUGCAUCCACGGCAUGCCUCUCUAUCGGAAAAGGACUGCAUCCUCACAAACAGCUUCAGAAGUACCUUGAUAUUGAAACCACAAGUGCAACUCAGUUGGAGAAAACAUAUCUGCCAGCUUUACGUCAACUGAUGAGAGACGAUGAAGAUGAGUUAAAUGAUAACCUAGAAGAAUUUCGAGUGAUUGUUGGAGCCAUUAUCCUCCUGGCUACCCCACUCUCAGUUAACUCUCUUGCCUUGCUUCUACAAAAACCGCCACAUGAGAUCAGCGAUCUUUUGGGCUUCCUACAUUCAGUACUCAACAUACCAAGGAGCAACAGCAACCCAGUUCGCAUGCUGCACCUAUCGUUUCGAGAUUUCCUACUUGGCACAAAAACUGAAUUCCGGAUUGAUGGGGGAAGUACACAUCGGCAGAUAGCCUUAAAUUGUCUCCGUGUCAUGGAUACUCAGCUCAGGCACAAUAUCUGUGACCUAGCAAGUUACGGAGUACAGUACAAGGAUAUCGAUCCUCAGAUCAUCCAAGACCGCCUCCCGGCUGAUCUGCAAUACUCCUGUUAUUAUUGGGUACAUCAUUUGAAACAUAGCCAGGGUGGUAUUUCUGAACCUGAUAUUCUCUCUUUCCUUCAAAAGCGGUUCCUUCACUGGUUGGAGGCACUAGCUUUAAUGGGAAAAAUAUCCGAGGUAGCAGGAAUGAUCAAGACAUUGGAAUCAAGUAAAUGGAAGAAAGCGGAUUCUGCUCUUGCGGAAUUUUUAUGUGAUGCGAGAAGAUUCACUCUUCAAAAUGCUUAUAUGGCUGGCAUCGCUCCACUGCAACUCUACUGUUCCGGGCUAUUGUUUGCACCGGCACAAAGUGUCAUCAAGGGAAUAUUUCUUGGUGAAAUAUCAAAGCGGAUACAGCCACUACAAACGGUGAUGAAUUCGUGGGGCUCAACAUUGCAGACGCUAGAGGGCCAUUCAGGCUGGGUUCGUUCUGUGGCCUUCUCGCCCGACGGGCUCACCCUAGCAUCGGGCUCGGACGACAACACUAUUAAGCUCUGGGAUACGGCGACCGGCACUCAGCGGCAGACGCUAGAGGGCCAUUCAGGCUCGGUUGGUUCUGUGGCCUUCUCGCCCGACGGGCUCACCCUGGCAUCGGGCUCGGACGACAACACUAUUAAGCUCUGGGAUACGGCGACCGGCACUCAGCGGCAGACGCUAAAGGGCCAUUCAGACUGGGUUCGUUCUGUGGCCUUCUCGCCCGACGGGCUCACCCUGGCAUCGGGCUCGGAGGACAACACUAUUAAGCUCUGGGAUACGGCGACCGGCACUCAGCGGCAGACGCUAGAGGGCCAUUCAGGCUGGGUUCGUUCAGUGGCCUUCUCGCCCGACGGGCUCAACCUGGCAUCGGGCUCGGACGACAACACUAUUAAGCUCUGGGAUAUGGCGACCGGCACUCAGCGGCAGACGCUAGAGGGCCAUUCAGGCUGGGUUCGUUCUGUGGCCUUCUCGCCCGACGGGCUCACCCUGGCAUCGGGCUCGGUCGACAACACUAUUAAGCUCUGGGAUAUGGCGACCGGCACUCAGCGGCAGACGCUAGAGGGCCAUUCAGACUGGGUUCGUUCUGUGGCCUUCUCGCCCGACGGGCUCACCCUGGCAUCGGGCUCGGUCGACAACACUAUUAAGCUCUGGGAUACGGCGACCGGCACUCAGCGGCAGACGCUAGAGGGCCAUUCAGGCUCGGUUCGUUCUGUGGCCUUCUCGCCCGACGGGCUCACCCUGGCAUCGGGCUCGGACGACAACACUAUUAAGCUCUGGGAUACGGCGACCGGCACUCAGCGGCAGACGCUAAAGGGCCAUUCAGGCUCGGUUGGUUCUGUGGCCUUCUCGCCCGACGGGCUCACCCUAGCAUCGGGCUCGGACGACAACACUAUUAAGCUCUGGGAUACGGCGACCGGCACUCAGCGGCAGACGCUAGAGGGCCAUUCAGCCUGGGUUCAUUCAGUGGCCUCCUCGCCCAAUACAGCUCCCGAGAAAACUUAUGGCGAUGCCCAGAUAUCAUUAUCAAAGACCUGGAUUAGUUUGGGAGGUGAAAAUCUACUAUGGCUCCCUGUAGAGUUUCGUUCUUUUACAUGCCAGGCCGUUAAGGAUGCCACACUUGCACUUGGGUAUCAAGAUGGGCGGGUCUUGGUUACAAAAUUCUAUACGUAUACCAUAUAA
Molecule: messenger RNA, 3315 nt
Organism: Penicillium odoratum
Lineage: Eukaryota; Fungi; Ascomycota; Eurotiomycetes; Eurotiales; Aspergillaceae
Exons: 3
Coding region: 1-3315 (1104 amino acids)
Molecular function (GO): protein binding
Source: RefSeq, a predicted model, not a curated record